This is a messenger RNA of Solea solea (common sole), 3874 nucleotides long. It is a transcript of the gene ubap1, whose product is annotated as ubiquitin associated protein 1. Gene Ontology annotation, molecular function: ubiquitin binding. Lineage: Eukaryota; Metazoa; Chordata; Actinopteri; Pleuronectiformes; Soleidae. The record is from RefSeq and is a predicted model, not a curated record. Bases 192 to 1574 code for a protein of 460 amino acids. Gene Ontology annotation, cellular component: ESCRT I complex. Gene Ontology annotation, biological process: ubiquitin-dependent protein catabolic process via the multivesicular body sorting pathway. The transcript is spliced from 7 exons.
GACAGGAACCAGUGGUUAGGGAUCCUGACAAAUCAAGAUGGCGUCCUACGCCGAAGCAGGAAAGAUACUUCAAAAUAAAUAAAAAGUAAUUUGAAGAACGUUCACUUUUGAGUGCCAAUUCCAACACGACGUGGUUUGGAUUUCGAAGGAAAAGGACGGAGCAGAUCCAGAUCUGUUUUUAGAGUCUCUAAAUGGCUGCGAAGAAGUCUGGAUCAGAUGCAUACAACAAUGGUCCCAUCAGCUACCUUGAUGAUGUUCCCUUCAAGGUUAAUGAAAAAUUUCGCUGCCCAGCCAAAGUGGGCCUGCCUGUUGGUUUCUGCCUUCCUGACAGUGGCUCUCUGCUGGCAGACUCUCGGUAUGACUUUUCUCUUGAGAAGCGGAGUGUGCUGUGGGGACUUGAGCUGGCUGAGGCCAGAGCAGCACAGGCCAGAGCAGAAGAGGCAGCAGCCAAGCACGAGGCAGAGAGCAACGAGCGUUUGGCUCAGGCUAAGGCCCAGGACAUUGAUGGUGGUGGAGGAAAGAAAGCCAGAUCUGCUGCGGACGACCAGGAACUUCCACCACCAGCGUUGAACCCCGUCCUGGCGGGGCUGAGCCAUAACGCCAUACUCACUCCACUGCCUGCACCCAGCCUCGGCCCCAGGAAAGCCGUGCCUAGCAUUCCUCAGCUGCACAGCCUCAACCUAGCUGACUUUGAGCGAGAAGAGGACCCCUUUGACAAGUUGGAGCUUAAAACUUUGGACGAUAGGGAGGAACUUAGGAACAUUCUCCAGAGCCAGCCUCAACCUCAGCCUCCUCCGCCUGUGUCCUCACCAGAGGUUUCUCAGAUAGGGUCUCGUGGAAACAGCCCGUCUCCUCCCAGCAGCAACACCAGCUUCCCAGCCAAACCAGGCUUUGCCCACAAACCUAAUGGUUUGGUUGCUUUGUUGGACAUGGACAAGGUUGGGCAUCAUGGGAGAGUGGGAUUUGACACAGAUGAGCGGCCCUGUAACAUCCGCUCUCUGACUUUUCCGAAGCUCUCUGAUUCUGCAGACCCAGAGCCACCGAAGUACAGCCCACUAUCUGUACCCUUCCCUACUGCCAGAGACAACCUCCCAAAUGGCAGCACACCAACCAUAACCAAGACCCAAGUUAUUGUUGGCCCCGAGCCACCGAGCCACAGCACACUGAAACCGGCUAACCCAGGGUCAGGGACUGCUGCUCUGCCAUGUGGUGGAGCCCUGCUCAGCAUGACCCCCAAUGAGCGUCAGUGUGUGGAAACCCUUGUCGGAAUGGGCUACUCCUAUGAGGGUGUCCUACGUGCCAUGCAGAGACAAGGGCAGAACGUGGAGCAGGUACUGGAUUAUCUUCUCUUAUCUGGACGUCUGUGUGAGCGCGGUUUUGAUGCAAGUGCAGUGGAGGAGUGUUUAGACAUGUACCAGUGCUCAGAAGAAAAGGCUUUGCAGUUUCUUGAGCUUAUGUCAAGAUUCGGUGAAAUGGGAUUUGAGCGGGACGCCAUCAAAGAGGUGCUGCUGGUCCACAACAAUGAUCAAGACAAGGCUCUUGAGGACCUGAUGGCUCGUGCUGCAGCCAGUUGAGUCAAGCCUACCAAAGCCCAGCCCAGGGCUUUCUCCCCCUGCAGCCACCCUACAGCCCCAUUUCCUUCUGCCUACUCUAUCACAACAUGCCCUGACUUUGCUUUGGCUGUGGAAGAGGCAGCUGGGGAAAAAAGAUCUGUUUAUCUCUGUGCUAAAAUGUUUUGUGUCUCAGCACUUCCUAAAGACUUUGUGCCUACAGUGGAGGGUCAAGGUGUCACGCAUCUUUUGUUCAAAGAAAUCCUGAGGUUUGACUCUAGGAUUUGGUAAUGCUAGAUAUUCAAAAAUGCAAAGUGACUUGGAUGGAGUUGGUUAAAGAAGUGGACUGUGGUGUUUUGAUGCUGUCCUUAUUUGCUUCCACUUGGAAGUGUUUAUCUAACUGCUGGCUACGCUUCUGGACUGAAUGGGGAGCUGGUGACAGCAAUUGCAUCACGGAAAGACCAGUCUGAAAUUUGAAAACUCCCAAACUGUGAAGCUGCCAUCUUCCUCUGCUUCAUGCAGACUUGGUAAGUGGUGGUGGGGGGGAAUAUGUGGUCUUAAAGAGGCCAUCUUCAAAAUGAACCAACUAACAUUAAAAAUAAAAUAAUAUAAAGUUUGGAAAAAAAAAGAAAAUAGGAAGAGAGAAAAGUCACAGUCACCAGAUGGAGAACCAACUCUGUGGAAGUGCCCUCUCUGCUCUGGUGCCCUGCAUCUACUUUCUGUUCAUCUUUGUUCUUUUGUUCAUCACUGACUGUUUUUCUAUUCAUUUGAGCACUUUUUCACAUGAGGUGUAAGCUUCCCAUUCUUUACUUUCUGUUUAUGAAACUUACACAAUCAAUCCUCAGGCCCUGGCCACAUUGGGUGUGUGAGCAGCUCUUCUGCAAUGCAGAACUUGCUUUUUGUUUUAUGCAUCAGAUUGGGGGCAGCUGUGACUCAACGUAAAGUGGGUUCGUCUUUGGUCUGCUGACCUGAAAGUGGGGGAUCCGUAGUCGACAUGCUGAUUUGCACGAGACCAGGAUGUGACAAAACUAGUCUAAAGCUAUUUGAUUGAUGACCAGGAGUAGAUAGAAACUAUAAAUUGUUAUUAUGGUUAUUUUCCAUUAGAUAAGCCACAUUGCUCAUAAGAGAUGUGUGUCUGUUUCGCCUUACUUGAACAGUGUGGCUGCUCUAAUCUGAACAACACUGCUCUAGAUAGUGAUAAUUAGAUGUGUUUAUUUUCUCUGGUAAGCUGCACAGUUCACAACAAAAACAGUGACCACAGUUUCAAUCUGCCAAAUGUUACAAACUUAACACAAGUUAGGGCUAAUAAUAUAUAAUAAUAUAUUAAUUUAUUAUAUAUAUUAACAUUAAUUAAUAUGUAUAAUAAUACUAAUGAUUAUUUUCAUCCAUUAAUACCUUUAUUUUUUUGGUACUAAAAAUGAGUUUUGUCCACAAACCAAAAUAACUCCGUUUUAGUGAUUUCUUUGUUAGGAAACUGAAAAUAUUCACAUUAAAGAAGCUGUAAAAUCAGAGAAACUUGUGUUACUUGUUUUAAAAAACAACACUCAAACUGAUAAAUUUGUGAUCAAAGAUCAGAAGAUUAAUGUAGUCAUUGGUUUAUCGUUGCAGCCCUACUCUUAGUACAUUCCAGAACGUCAGCUUCAUUCUCAAGAAUAUUAAAAAUUAUACUUGAAAGGUAAACCCCUCACUAAGGCUUAGCAGCAGUUCCAAGACAGCAGAUCAGUAACCAUCACUUAUUGUUCACACAUCCAGUGUGGACCCGGCCUCAGUCAUCAUUACUCAGAACAAAAGAGAAACUACUGCCCCAGUGUGUGCUUUGACCUGCACUAGUCUGGCCUGUUUGUGUGGGAGAGAUUUGGGAGGUUCCUCUGUUCCUCUGUUUGGAGGAAAUAAAAAAUAUCCCAUAAUCCACAUACAUACUCCAUCCAAUCUGAGUUGUCGCAUUAUAUACAGUUGCACACACAAUUGACUAAUGUCCUUAUUUAAAACAGUACACUGACACUUUUGUUUAAAGAUUGAUAUAAUUAUGAAGAAAGUGAUGCGUCUGAUUGUCGUGGAUUUCUGGGCAGGAGUGAGUGGUUUAACACAAAAUAGAAGUGAGGAUUGUUGUUUUUUUUUGCAAACUCAUCACUGUGCAAUAGAAAUAUUUCAUACUUUGUGUCUUUUGUUUGGAAUUCCCUCAAGUAAUUGUUAAGAGGUAAGAAAUUGUGUUCAGUCCAUGCUGGGAAUGUGUGAAAGAAAAGUUUUAUUGAUUUCUACCCUUUAUUCACUGUUAUUGUACUUCACACCACCACAUUUAAUGAAACAUGCCUUUGAUUCAUUGA